ACAGAACAAGGAAAUUUAACCUAUAUCAAAAGUCCUCGUAAACAAGAGAUAGUGUUUUGUUGACAGGGGACUGAAAAAUGUUUAAAAACUAUGUCUUAUAAUGUAAAUUCGGAAAGAAAGUUUCUCUAACAGACUUCGUAAAAUGGCUGCAGGAAGAUUCUCCACAUCAAUCAAAGGUUCGGAUGCGGACUUUGAGUACACAUGUACCCAGUGUGAGGGAUACCAUAUAAGGGAGGAAGCUGUCAAGUACUGUCCAGAAUGUGAGGAGUAUCUGUGUACAAAAUGUACCAACCAGCAUGGUCAAAGAAAAGCUUUUAUUUCACAUAAACUAAUAGACACAGAUGCUACAAAACGAGGGAAUAUGGUUACCAUAGCUACAAAAUGUCGUUACCAUCCAAACAGAGACAUUGAGAUGUACUGUGGAACCCAUGAUAUGGUCUACUGUGCGAAGUGUAUAGCAAAGGAACAUAGGUCCUGUAAUGACGUUAGUGAAAUAGAAGACAUGCACACAUCUCUCGUUGACCAACAAGAAGUACAACGUUUACAGAAUCAGACGAGAAACAUUCAAGAGCGUCUUAUUGCCAUUGAUAGGAAAACACAGAAAAACAUCGAUAGCAUUGAACAGCAAAGGGACGACGUGCUUGCCAAAAUCGAGGACAUUGAGAGGAGCUUCAUAGAGCAUAUCCGGAAAUUAAAGCAUGGAGCAAUUGGCGCUCUUAACAAGAACUAUACUUCUGAGAAAGAAAACCUGCAGUAUAAUAUCAACAUGAUGGCAAAUUCGAAAAAGGAAAUUGAGACUGUAAGUAGUCAGUUGCAGACAGUUACCAGUAUAGAAGCAGGACAACAGUUUGUUCAGAUGAAACUGAUACAACAGACUGUAAAUGAUGCAGAAAAAUUGGUUGAAGAACGUGAGGCGACAGGUAGUAAAGCUUUAUGUUUUACAGAAAAUACAGAUUUGAAGACCUCCAUUUUGACAGCGAAAACUUUAGGACAUGUGAAUACCGUUACAGAAAAUGACCGUCAAACUGCCCGAAGAAUAUAUAAGGUGAAAUCAAAAAAGGAGAUAAAUAUCAAAAUGCAAAACGACCGUAGAGCGUGUUAUAUAAUUGAUGUAUGUCAGCUACAGGACGGUACGAUCAUACUGGCUGAUGGCGAUAAUAGGAAGAUUAAGAGGCUUGAUAUGAAUUACAACAUCAAGGAUCACUGUGGUCUAGGUGACUAUCCCUAUGGUAUCUGUUGUACUGGUCAGAAUGAAGUCGCUGUAAAAAUGAGCAACAACAAGGUUCAGUUUAUAUCAGUCGGCAGUUCAUUUUCUAAGCUAAGAGAGAUAACUGUAGCAUUUGGAUACCUUUCGGGAAUGGUUUACUGUCCUGGAGAAUUGUGGAUAUCUACCGGAAGUGGUGUAAAUGUCUACAGUACAUCCGGUACACUACUGAAAACUGUUAGCAAAGAUAUCUAUGGUCAGAAUAUAUUUAAAUCGGCUACUCGACAUAUGGCAGUCAGUGGGGAAACUGUUAUCGUAACAGAUUGCAGUGAUGGAGCCGUCUGUCUGGGAAGAGAUUAUACGGUACAAAGAGAACUGUGGGACAAAAGGCUUGUCAACACAUUAGGUGUAAGUGUAUCUAGUGAUGGAACCGUCUUCCUGUCUGGAUACGAUUCACACAAUAUUGUGAUGUUUGAUAAGAAUGGGAAAUGCCUCGGACAGUUGGUAGCCAAAGACACUAGUCUACAGAAACCAACUGCGUUACAUUAUGACGACAAAAGGAGUUGUUUAAUCUCAACAUGUGCUAGUUCUGACAAAGUAAUUAUUUUUGAUAUAUCCGAUUGACUUUACGUAUACAUUUGUACUUUAAAAAUUUCAAAGCAACUCAGAGCUGUGCCUAAACACAUCUAAAUAAAUUACCAAUUUUAAACUAAAGUUCAUUCUUUCAAGUUAUCUGUAAGUUUGAUAUUUAGAUAUAAACAUUAUAUAUAGGUAUUAAAAGUAGUCAAAACUACAAAAUAAUACAAGGGGCCUCCGUAGCCGAGUGGUCAAGGUUGCUGACUUCAAAUCACUUGCCCCUCACCGAUGUGGGUUCGAGCGAUGAAUUCUUCCUAGGUGACCGCUCGUGAUCAAAUAAUGCAUGGAGGGGCACCUGGGGUCUUCCUCCACCAUAAAAGCUUGAAAAUGACCUAUAUUGUGUUGGUGUGACGUUAAACUCAACAAUAACAAAACAAAACAAAAAAACAGCAGAAUAAUACAAGUCACUUUUACUAAUCACCUUAAAUAUUGCCAUUCGAAUCCAAUCUUAUAAAUCUUUCCAUUUUUUCUGAUCUACUGGACGCAGUUAUGUUGUCACUUAUGGAGCUUAGGCUGUGUCACACAAAAUAUACGCAGCGUACGUGCGUUUAUAAAUUCAGCUAUUCCUUUUCUCUUUUUUGGAAUAUACUUACAUGUUAAAGUCGAUAUGAACUCAUCGAUAACCCUUAAUUUCAUGAUUGCCCGAUGUUUCAGAUAUUUAGCGUCAUGAUCUUUAAAACAAAAUAUUUUAGGAAACACCUACUUUUUAACAAUAAUAAAGCGUUACAACAUAAUGGUGUUCUGGCAGACCAAUCGUAUAGUUGUACCGUCGACCCAUUAAGAGGUAAGGGCGAUAUUACGAUAACAGGGUCCAACAAAACCACAACAGGAUAUGAUAGCACGAUAAUGCAAUGCUAAAGUAAGAUAACACGAUGCAACAGCACGAUAACACGAUGCGAUAGCACAGUGCGAUGCGACAAGACGACUUAAUAUCGCAUUAUCAUAUCGUGUUGUCUUGUUGUAUCAAAUCACCAAAUAACUGUACUAUCAAAUCGUGUUGUCAUGCUGUAGCGAUCGAAUAUCUCACAACAGUAUCGUGGUGUCGAGGUCGACAGUACGACGGUACGACAUUAUAUAUCGCAACAGCAGAGUGUUGUGGUGUAGAUCAUUAAUACCGAAUACGACGGUACGAUAUAAUAUCCUUACUAAUCUGGUUAGACAUAUGCUGUUACAAUAACAUAGUAGAUAAAGUUUGGUUACAAAUCUUAAAAUACAAUUGAAUAUUACAGCAGUAACAGCAACGUUAUGACUGGUAGACCGGUAUUCGAAUUUAGAUCGUAGAUCGUAGACGAACAUGUAUGUUAAGUCCGAGUCUGCAAACAUAGAUCAACAUUCAAAACUGUUCAGGUCGUAGAUCAACAGGUGUUCAUUUGUUCUUUACUGUAAAGAUUAGAAAGUAGACCUAGGUCUGCAAUCAUAGUUCAAAAUUCGAAAUUUCAAGCGUGAUAACAAAUAAAAAAAAUGCAAGAAUUAACUGCAUAAUUAUGAAGAUUUUAAACAUUACUUUCCAUAAAGUAAUCAAACUUAAUUAUUUGUCUGUAUAUAUCACUAUCUUGAAUGAUUUCAUUUUAAAAUAAAUCAAUGAAUAAAUAAAUUAGAUUAAUAAUAAUAACUUCUAACAUAAUAUUAAAUGUUAUGUACAAUUAUUACUUCUCUUUAUAGUUAAAACAUUUUUAAACAAACUGAACAUGUCGGAUUGCUAGUAUUCAUUUACGUAUAAUAGUCUAUAAUAAAUCUUUCUUACAAAUGAAAUGAAUGAAAAUGAAAUUUAUUGUACACUUUUUAUUAAAAGUUAUUUCACUUUCACAAAAUUAUUAUCAAUGUCAGAGAUAUUUCCGAUUUUGUCCAUGAUGACUGUUGACAUUUAGGUAGACGUCAAAACGUUACAUUGUUUGUAAACAAUCUAGGGGAAAUGUACUGUAUGCUUUUUGUCAAAAGUUAUUUCACUUUCACAAAUUAAUGUAAGAGCUCAAUAUUGGUUAUAGUUUUCAUUACAUUUUUGUACUUCAGAGAGAAACAGAUUUAGAUAGUUGAAGUAGAUUUCGACAUUCUUUCAUUUUUAACAUUUUUAUGAAAUACAUGCAAAAUUGUUGUACAGUUUUGUCAAGAAUUCUUUCAUUUUCACAGAUGAAAAUUUAAAUAGACUGAUGAAAUAAAUUAAAAUCUAUUGCGCUUUAACGUUUCAUUUUUCAUUUUCACAGACAACUUGUUGAAUUUUAAAGUUGUUGCUUCAUUUAUUAUAAACUAACUGGAAUAUUAAAUAGAAUAAA
Messenger RNA from Mercenaria mercenaria, 4110 nucleotides. RefSeq lists its product as uncharacterized. The record is from RefSeq and is a predicted model, not a curated record. Gene Ontology annotation, molecular function: ubiquitin-protein transferase activity; zinc ion binding. Gene Ontology annotation, cellular component: nucleoplasm; chromatin. Gene Ontology annotation, biological process: positive regulation of DNA-templated transcription. NCBI's taxonomy places the organism in Eukaryota, Metazoa, Mollusca, Bivalvia, Venerida, Veneridae. The transcript is spliced from 3 exons. Bases 143 to 1828 code for a protein of 561 amino acids.